AUUCUCCGCGUUUAUUCAAACAAAAGCUCAUCAUUCCGAGGAUUUUCUUCUGUUUAAAAUGCUUGAAUAAAUGUUUGAAAUUUUGUCUAAAUAAAGUGAAAUCCUGAGGCUACACUUUAUUGUGUAUAAAGAGCUAUGAUAAACACUCAGUAGCUAAAGGACAUUUGGAGACAAUUUUAUUGAAGGGAAAUCUUAAACGACCAGAAGUAUAAUACUUAAUAGUGAUUAUUAUCUUUAUGUGUUGCCAAGUAGUCUAUUUUUGAUUUUCUGAUUGUGUACACAUUCUGACAAUUUGAAACAUUCUAUUUCUCAAUAUCAGACAAGAACGAAGAAAUACAAUAUAUUAAGUGUUACAGAAUUGACUGAUGAGGACGGACAAUAGCAACUCUUUGAGGUUUUUCGUUUGAUGUGUUCAUUAGAAGUUAAUGAAUAUAUGUGCUGUGUAUUAUGAAAAUGAAUCGCGUCUUGUGACAUGUUGUAUUGUAUGACCCUAGGUCUGCCCACAAUGACACAUUAUUAAUGGAAGGAAAUGACAAAUCUAUGGUUUGUUCAUCUUCUGAUGUUAUUAUUAUUGAAUCACAAUUUUAGACUGCAAGAUAUAAAACGGAGCCAUUUGUUUUUAUGCAUCUAGAUAUAAGGGUUUAAAUUUAAAUUCUUAUGUUUCAUUGUGUUUCGUCAGAAAGCUAGAAUUACAAAUAUUGUUCUUUUUCUAAUUACCAGGACUUAGAGUAUAAUCUUUUAUUUCUCUUUGAAGUAUUUACAAACAGAUCUUUUUCCUGGGGGAAAAAAAUGUGGUAAUUGUUAUUUCGGUUUUUAUCCUGAUUCUAGGAUCAGGUUGGAAUCAUUAUCUGGAUAGUUUAAGGUGAUUUGCAACAUAAUUCCAUGGAUCAAUUGCUAGGAGUCCAAUCCAAUGGUAAAUUAACUCUGGUCUUUUAAUGGAAAUAACUAACUGUACAUUAAAUCUAUUUACAUAACUACUUAUAAACAACGUAUCUGUGUUAUCAUAUGUUAUAUGUAAAGUAGCAGAACAUUAAAAAAACGUAUUUUAAUCUUCAAAAGGAUUAUUAUUGAAAUUAAGACAAGAGAGAAAAUAUACACAUUAGAACGUGGGAGCUGAAGCUUUAAACAAAGAAAUUACAAAAGCAACAGUAGGGAAUCUUACAUGGAGUAUUAUUUUUUGUCACCUGGUGAAAUAAACCCCCUCAGUCUUUAGGUUGUGAAAAGAGGGGAUUAACAAAAUUAACUUCACUUCACUUGUCAAAUAACUACAGGGAUGAGCAGUGUUAGAGGUAUUAACAGACUUCACAGGUGAUAAUACCAAUAUUUGGAAUACGAUUUACGACCAGAAAUUAACCCAGUAAAUUAGGAAACUCCCAUAUUGUAACAGUGACAGUAUGCAUAUAUCAAAUCUAAAGUUAGGUAAAAUGGAAACCAAGCUAAAGGACAUAAAACGAUCGUCAUCACUAAGAAUAAAGACAGACUUUUUACAUUUUUUACCAUGGAAUAGAAGUGACAGUUAUCGUGUAAAAUCUAAAGAUGUACGCCGUAGACCUAGAUCAGCAUGGAAUGUGGAUGAACCAAGUGAUUCCUCAUCGGACACACAGACCAAUAAAUCCGAUGAGGCAGAUGUGCGAUUUAAUGCACAGUUGUAUUAUACCACCCCUCCUACAGCAAAUAUGGUAAAGGGACCUGAAAAUGACAAACGAGCGGAGGGACCUCGUAGUUUAUACAGAAUAAGUCGACAUUUGUCACGAGAAAAACACAGAGUAAACACAUCAUCCCGACAGCGAUCUGUUAGUUUGGAUUGGGGUGAUGGAAGAUCGAUAAGAUUAUUAAAUAGCAAUGAACAGAACAUGGAAGUUAUGCCGUCAUUAACUGCAUCACCAAGUGCACCUGCUCAUCUAAGUAAGGGUGGGGUUAGCCCCACCCCAAUCAAAGCCAAAGCAUUCUCAGUUACUCCACGCAAAAAAGGUUCAACAAGUGACCCUGAUAUCUCGUCACCUCUCAAAGUUGAGAAACGAAAAAGUGACAAAAGACCAUCAUAUGAUAUUAAUUCUUUAUUUAGUGCUGUAGAAAACCAAGAUUUGGAUCUUGUUAAGGAUAUAUUAGAUUCUAACACAGUUGAUUUGAAUAGUGUAAAUUGUGAAAACCUAACUCCAUUGGAUAUAGCUGUUAUGACCAACAAUAUUCCUAUGGCCAAGAUGCUGUUGUAUCAGGGAGCUAAAGAAUGUAGCCAAUUUGAAAAGGGUGGUUCACGACUGAAGAGAUUAGAAAGUCUCGUUCAUAAGGCAGAGAAGAAGGUUGUUGAUUUGACCGCCAUCGUUUUGAACGGAUCAUCAGGAAAUUCUGGCAUUUCCCCAGCACAACAAAAGGAAAAAGAAAAGCAAUUAAACCACUGGGAAUUCCGUCAUCGUCUAUUGAAGAGGAUGAAGGCAGGAUAUGACCAUGCAAAGCCUCCUGACUGUCCAACUAAUAUAUCUAUAUUAGUUAAUAGCAGUUCUUCUAUUCUAGUCCGUAUAUCUGAACCUCUUAAUCAUAAUGGAGCUGUUGUUACUAAAUAUAAAGUUGAAUGGAGUUGUUACGAAAAUUUUUCCCCCUUGGCUGGUGAAUCUACAGCAGAGAAUAUACAAGCUUUAGAAUAUGAAAUAACUGGUUUACGGAAGGGUGUGGUUUAUUUUGUACGAGUUUCAGCAUGGAAUAUGAAAGGUUAUGGUCCUUAUACCACCAGUAAUCCACCCUAUGCUGUUCCUUCAUGUUGGCGUGAUGUAGAUAAUGUUCCUGCUAGAUUUGAUGGUAAAGUUCGAUUAUUACAAAAAUUAUUUGAUCAAGUUCGACUAUCUAGACCUGAACAAGCUUCAACUAUCAGAGAUUCUGUGUGUAAAGAGCUGGACUCACCACUACAGAAGAAACGAAUCAGUAUUAAAAAUUUAUUUGUAUCUGCACCUAAAUUCCAGAAAGUCUUGAAAAGGGGUGUAUAUAUGGCAUGUUUAUUAUAUAAUGAAGAUAGAGUUUUAUUAACCUCGGAAGAUCAGAUACCUAUUGUUGAAGUGGAUGAGAAUUUUUCUGGUACUUCAAUUCAAUCAGAUCUUUACUGGAUGAUGAAGAUAGCAUGUACAUGGGAUGAUGUAAAAUCUUUGAGACAGGAUAUGGAUAAAAGUAGUAGCGCAGGAACUGUUCAUUUCCGCAGUAAAUUAUUACAAGCAGCUGCUCUCUUACAGAAUUCUCUAGGAAUACAAGAUGUUGGCCAGUUCAAUUAUAUUCCACUGAAAGAUGCUAAUGGUAGUAUUGUAUUAACUAUUGUCAACUAUGUCCGUGAUACUAAGUUUGUUGGUCUGGGUUCUGGUAAAUGGGUGACAGUAGAUAAACUAAGCAGACGACAUUCAUUAGCUGGAUUAGAUAAUACUGAUGCUCAUAGUCAGCUUGUUAAUAGCAUUCCCGCCAUGCGUCUUUAUCACCAAGUAUCAACUACUUGCCUACCUAAAGGUUUAUAUCUAGGAUAUUUAAAACUCCACAGUUCUGUUGAAAAUAUCCGUGUUCUUGUACCAGAAACAUCACCCAAUACACUUCCACAUUCUAAAAUACGAGACUGUCCUAAUGUAUCAAGUGAUGAAUGGCAAUGGUUACAACAGUUAAGUACUGCAGAUUUUUCUCCAGAUUAUUCAAGCCCUCACUCACAAUUCCAACAAGAUAUAACCAAAGCAUGUAAACGACUUUUCUCAUCAUUAGGUAUAAGUCAAGAUUCUGGUUCAACUCAUCGUUUAUAUAAUCUAGAAGUCAUUGAAUUCAGUCCUAAUGUGUCCUUUAUUCUGGUGUUACCAUCAGUAGAAGAUGUUUGUAUUAUACCUGGUCAGACAGAUAGUCUUAUACAACGUAAUGACUACACAUUUCUUCCUGUUCAAGUCUUUGAAUUAAUUCACAUGAUGACAUAUCAGAAAGAAUUCAUCACCCAUUAUUCCAGAUUAUCUUCUAUAUUAGAAAUGGAUGUCAACUUGGCUCAACAAUCUCAAAGAGAGGCCUUUUCUAAUGAAGAGUUAUCUGUUGCUAAGGAUCAAGUGGAGGUCUCUUCUCAACAUCAGAUUGAUUUAGAAAGCAUCUGGAAAGAAGUGAGAUGGGUUAAAGACAUCAUUUCUAAUGCUCGUGAUAAACAAGUUCGCGGUGGUAUCCCGAUUUCUACAUUUUUCAAUGCAGAUAAUGGAAACAGCACCCCGGAUACUGAAAGAAAUUCCCGAAUAUUUGACAAUAAUAACUCCUCCACAUCAAUGUCAGUAUCGUGUAAUUCAAAUGAAAUCAGUGUUGGUAAAGACAAUCGUAAAAUAGCCAAAUUUUACGACCCAAACGAAGAAAGUAGUUCAAGUGACAAUGUAUUUGGUGAAGAGACCCCGAGUUUACCUCAGUCUGGAGUUUUGCGUAUUUAUGCUGCGUACGAGACCGGUUUUUCUAAGACUGUUAGUGUAAAGUUACAUGUAACGACCCAGACUACAGCCCGUGAAGUGAUAAACAUGGUGGUUUCACAGUUGAAUAAAGCUGUUGUUUCUCGUGGUAAAAAUGGACCAAUUUAUUCCGAACAAGAUUUUGAUGACUUUUGUCUAGUUGCUGUGAUAGGUGUACGAGAAAGAGUUUUGAGAGAUGAUUAUCAGCCAUUACAACUGCAGAAUCCCUGGACUAAAGGAAAGCUGUAUGUGAGAAUGAGAAGUAAUGUAUUGGCGGCCAUUGAACAAGGACAGGCUACCUCGGUGUGAUUUGUUAAAUUUAUUGAAUGCAUUCUGUGAUAUGACUAAAUUUGUUGAGACUGUUAGAGGUUGUUUUUAUGUGAUAGUGCUGAAAGAGUCUUUGACCAAAAGUCAGUUUUUGGAAAAAGACUGUUUUUGGAAAAAGACUAAGUUGUUAUGGUUACUAUUUAUUGUGGCUAUUAUUUAUUUAUUAUGAGUACAAUUGUAUUAAGUUUUAUCUAGUGUGUAUAUCUACUGCCAGUAAUUGUUUUAAUUAGACAAAUCAAAUUAAAACUUGUUAAUUGUGUUCGCGAUCAUUUGUUAAGUUAUUCUUAAUUCAUCAAAAAACAGUAUGAUUAAAUAUCAGACUGAAAUCAUCAAUUGUUCCAUUUGCAAAACAAAAUUAUAAGAAACUGUGUCAGUGUUCAAUAUUAUUUUUUCAUAUAGCAAUAGGGGACAUAACUCUGAUCCACAUUGACUUACAUCGACAGCAUUAUUAUUUAAAGAAACAGAACUGUAAAUAAGUAGAUUUUACAUUUUUAUACCUAAAUUCGUGAAAUUUCACUUGCUAAAUCUAGGUAUUAUAUUUUCACCCAUCUAUUCUUCUUUCAUCUUUUUCUUGUCUGUCAACCUUUCUCUCCUAUUUCUAUAUCUAUCAUGUAGUUAAAUUAUAGUAGAAUUAAAAGGUCUUUCAACAACUGUAUAUUAUAUGUGAUAGUAUUGUCAAUGUAUACUGUUAUUAGUUCAACAACUAAUGAAAUAAACAGUCAAAAUGAAAA
Patella vulgata (common limpet) is the source of this 5488-nucleotide messenger RNA. RefSeq names its product ankyrin repeat and fibronectin type-III domain-containing protein 1. Gene Ontology annotation, cellular component: spindle. The transcript has 22 exons. Bases 1395 to 4739 code for a protein of 1114 amino acids. Gene Ontology annotation, molecular function: protein binding. The record is from RefSeq and is a predicted model, not a curated record. Gene Ontology annotation, biological process: establishment of mitotic spindle orientation; signal transduction; regulation of establishment of bipolar cell polarity. Lineage: Eukaryota; Metazoa; Mollusca; Gastropoda; Patellidae.